This is a messenger RNA of Babjeviella inositovora NRRL Y-12698, 981 nucleotides long. RefSeq names its product putative hydrolase. The record is from RefSeq and is a predicted model, not a curated record. Lineage: Eukaryota; Fungi; Ascomycota; Pichiomycetes; Serinales. Bases 1 to 981 code for a protein of 326 amino acids. The transcript has a single exon. Gene Ontology annotation, cellular component: mitochondrion.
AUGUUGGUGUCCGUCUUUUCAAGGAGCUAUACUUCCGUUUCGAAGCGAGGAGUCAGGCUUAUUCACAAUCUACCAACCAGAUGCCCCAUUUCUCUUAGUUACGAGAACUUGACCCCCAAGACCGUCACCGCUGGCGACAUCUCAUCCAGUCCCAACGCUCCGGUUAUCUUUAUCCACGGACUUUUUGGUAGUAAGCAGAACUUCAAAUCAGUCGGUAAGAGCUUGUCGCGUGCGUUGGUGGCUCCUUCCUAUGCCGUGGACCUCCGUAACCAUGGUCUCUCUCCCCACGCGAGACCCUUCACCUAUGAAGCCAUGGCCAGGGAUGUUGUCAGCUUGUUGGAAACUGAGUUGCAGACCACCAAGGGCGAAAACAUAAAGUUUACGGUGGUGGGCCACUCUAUGGGGGCCAAGGUUGCCAUGCUCGUGUCAUUGUUGUCUCCCCACCUUGUGGAUAAGCUUGUGGUUGUGGACAACUCUCCAGUGGGGGCCAGGUUGGGGUUGAGCUUUGAUCAGAACUUGAAGGCGAUGCAGGAGGUGGAGAAAGCCAAAAUCCCAAGCUCCAGGAAAACCUGGAGACAGGAGGCGGAGGCGAUCAUCGCCAAGUAUGAGAAGGACCCAAACGUUAGAAUGUUCUUGAUGGCUAAUUUGAGCAACAAGCCGCUCUCCAUCGAUUCUCCAAUCGAUUUCAACGACGGUAACGUGCAUUUUCGUUUACCGGUCAACUACUUUGGCCACGGCUCGGACGGUCUCCUCAACCUUGUUGGAGACUGGCCCGCCGAAGCCGUGGCCGGCUCAAAGUUUACCCGCGGGACUUUGGUCUUGAAGGCCAAACACUCCACCUUUGUCAACGACGAGACUUUAAAGGAUUUUGAAACGUACUUCCCAGGCUAUUCGUACGAAGAGUUUGACUCUGGUCACUGGUUGAUCACCGAAAAACCGAAACAGUUUAUGGAGUCCGUGGCUGCGUUUGUUCAGGGAUAA